AUGGAUGGAUUUGCUAGGUUUCUGAACCAUAUUCUGAUGGAGGAAAGUCAAGGGCUUGAGCCUUGCAGGACCGGGGGGGUGUUAGUUGUCCUUGACAAGAAGAGGGGAAAACAAGGGUCGGGUGAUCAACGUGGCGCUGGAUUUGGAUUCGCCCAACAAGAUGCGCAUCCUGAGGCACGCCUUCCCCAACCUUUCAUCAGGCAGACACCAGGCAUCUCCCAGGCAUCAAGAGAACUCGGUAAGGCCGAACAAACCAACAAACUUGAGGUCGCAUCCACUACUAGUCUACAUCAUCCACUGCAUCCUUUAGCUUCGUCUGAAAUUGAGCCAGAAGCGCUCGGUUGUUCGGACCCUCUAUCCGAAUGCGUCUGCUUAUCGCUGAUGGACUGA
This is a messenger RNA of Aspergillus niger, 390 nucleotides long. RefSeq lists its product as hypothetical. NCBI's taxonomy places the organism in Eukaryota, Fungi, Ascomycota, Eurotiomycetes, Eurotiales, Aspergillaceae. The record is from RefSeq and is a predicted model, not a curated record. Bases 1 to 390 code for a protein of 129 amino acids. The transcript has 4 exons.